GGAGGUUUCAAUUAGCCGGUGUGAUAGGUUAUCAUUAAACUAGUUUUGGUCUUUGAUUUGUCAAUAUUUUAGUGAUAAUAAGACUGAAUAUUUACGACUCAUCAUGGUUGUUCGCUCUUAUAAUGAGGAGUUACAGUAUUUGGAAAAGAUCUCUCCAGUAUCUUGGAGGAUCAAGAAGGGAUUCCAGCCUAACAUGAAUGUGGAAGGAAUAUUUUUUGUAAAUAGUCACUUAGAAAAAUUAAUGUUUGAUGAAUUAAGAAAUGCAUGUCGCCCUGGCAUGAUAGGUGGAUUUUUGCCUGGUGUUAAACAGAUAGCUAAUGUUGCAGCUCUGCCUGGCAUUGUAGGAAAGUCCGUUGGACUUCCUGAUGUUCAUUCAGGUUAUGGAUUUGCGAUUGGUAAUAUGGCUGCAUUCGAUUUAAAUGAUCCAAAAUCAAUCAUAUCACCAGGUGGAGUAGGUUUUGACAUAAAUUGUGGAGUUCGUGUCUUAAGAACAAAUCUAAUGGAGAAAGAUGUCUUACCUGUGAAGGAGCAAUUGGCACAAAGUCUUUUUGAUCAUAUCCCAGUCGGUGUAGGUUCAAAGGGUAUUAUCCCAAUGACUGCAAGAGACAUGGAAGAAGCCCUAGAGAUGGGUAUGGAUUGGUCACUUAGGGAAGGAUAUGUCUGGUCAGAAGACAAGGAACAUUGUGAGGAAUAUGGUCGAAUGUUGAAUGCUGAUCCAAACAAAGUUAGCAUGAGAGCCAAGAAGAGAGGUUUACCUCAGCUUGGAACCCUAGGCGCUGGUAACCAUUAUGCUGAGAUACAAGUUGUUGAUGAGAUAUAUGACAAGUGGGCUGCAAGCAAGAUGGGGAUAGAGAGUAAAGGUCAGAUAUGUGUGAUGAUUCAUUCUGGCUCAAGGGGAUUCGGUCAUCAAGUAGCUACCGAUGCUUUGGUUGCUAUGGAGAAAGCAAUGAAGAGGGAUAACAUAGAGACAAAUGAUAGGCAGUUGGCUUGUGCUCGUAUUCACUCACCUGAGGGUCAAGACUAUCUUAAGGGAAUGUCUGCAGCAGCUAACUUUGCCUGGGUUAACAGAUCAUCGAUGACAUUUCUUUCACGGCAGGCAUUUGCCAAACAGUUCAACAUGGCUCCAGAUGAUCUAGAUAUGCAUGUCAUUUAUGAUGUUUCACACAACAUAGCAAAAAUUGAAGAACAUGUUGUAGAUGGAAAGCAGAAAACUCUUCUGAUACACAGAAAGGGCUCGACAAGAGCAUUUCCUCCUCAUCACCCAUUGAUCCCGGUCGACUACCAACUAACUGGUCAGCCUGUCCUGAUUGGUGGUACUAUGGGUACUUGCUCUUACAUCCUCACUGGUACCGAGACAGGAAUGAAAGAGACAUUUGGCUCAACUUGUCAUGGAGCAGGAAGGGCACUAUCAAGGGCCAAAUCACGUAGAAAUUUAGACUACACUGAUGUACUUAGGGCUCUUGAACAAAUGGGCAUAUCCAUCAGGGUUGCUUCACCUAAGCUUGUCAUGGAGGAGGCGCCAGAAUCUUAUAAAAAUGUCACUGAUGUUGUUGACACCUGCCAUGCAGCUGGCAUUAGUAAAAAAGCCAUCAAAUUACGUCCUAUAGCUGUUAUCAAAGGCUGAGACCUGCGACAGUCUUGAGGGAAAAGAAUUAAUUCACGAAAAUGUACAUGAGAUGUACACCUAAAGAUCUGGAUCUUGCUCGUAAUAUUGUAUAUCUUGCAAAAAAGAUAAAGUUUAAUUAGCUUGAUCGCCAAAUAAUUAUUGCUAUAUAUAUUUUGUAUAUAUAUUUCCAGUUAUUAUUAUUUUUAAUAUCUUUCUAAAAGAAUUCCAAUAACAGCUGUCAAAUGUUUAUCAUUAUUUGUCAAAUUCUAACUCUUUUUGAUAAUGAAAUAAAUGUAAAUACGGAAUAAAAUUAAUAAAUAAAAUAAUUUAAAUACA
Molecule: messenger RNA, 1942 nt
Organism: Nezara viridula (southern green stink bug)
Lineage: Eukaryota; Metazoa; Arthropoda; Insecta; Hemiptera; Pentatomidae
Source: the annotation of a GenBank genome assembly